CGGUGAUAACGUGGCGGCGAGUCCGCGCGCCUCAGUCAGCGACGCGGGUUCGCGUAGAGCGGUCGCGUAUAACGUUAGUGUCGGUCGAGUGACGUGCGGAACUCUGUGUUCGCGCUCGCGUACGCGCCGCAUUCCAUCGUGGGGGCCCUUCGCCGCCAUUGGCCGAUCCCGCGUGACGUCACUCCUCGUAAUGAGGUAUUCAACAUGGCCGUGUAGCUAGUUCGCGAGUGUGCUUCGUUAUUCGUUUGAAUGGAUUUAAUCAGUGAAAUAUGCCAAGGAGACGAAACGGUGAGAUACCCUUGCCCGACGGAUGGGAUUAUGCGAGGGACUUUGAUGGAAAAUUGUAUUUCAUCGACCACAACAAUAGAAAAACGACGUGGAUCGACCCGCGAGACAGAUACACAAAGCCUCAAACAUUCGCGGACUGCAUCGGGAAUGAGUUGCCUCUGGGAUGGGAGGAGGCGUACGAUCCUCAGAUCGGUCCAUAUUACAUCAAUCAUGUCAAUCAGGUGACGCAGCUCGAAGACCCCAGGCUAGAAUGGCUGAGCAUUCAAGAAGCGAUGCUAAGAGAUUACCUCCAUACUGCCCAGGAGGCUCUCGAGGCAAAGCGGGAAAUGUACGAUGUCAAAAAGCAGAGGCUGUGUCUAGCACAAGAUGAGUACAAGCACCUAAACAAUGCUCUGUCCACCCUCGCCGCGUCUAGAACAAGCCUGUGUUCAUCAACAACUUCCGUGACGACUACAUCAACGACGUCACGUCAUGAUCCCGAACUACUUCGGUCUGAGGUGACUCAGGCGCGCGGUAGAGUCGCGCAGUUGAGGAAGGAGCUAAGACAAGCCAGGGCAGAGGUGGCGUGUGCCAGAAGAGGGGUUGACACGCUUGCUGAAGUGGAGCAAAAAUUGAGCUCUCAGCAAGGAUGUUAUAAUAUAACCGAAGCUCAAGCGAUAAUGACCGAAUUGAAGAAUGUUCAGAAAUCUCUUACCUCAGGUGAAAAAGAGCGAGCUGAUCUUAUGCAAUCGCUGGCUAAGUUGAAAGAUGAUUUAACGAGGCUACAAUUAGCAGAUGCUUCGCCCGAUCUCUCAACUCUGAGCUUACCCCAGGAAAAAUUGAGCACUGCCUCCCAAACCGAUUUAUGUGCGGACUUAGUCCCUAUUGGCACAAGACUAGCUGAAAUGGCGCGGGUUCGCCUACAAUACGAUGAAGCUAGAAAACGGAUACAGCAAAUCCAGCAACAGCUUGCGGAUCUGGAGGACAAAGUCCAACCGGGUCAAGCGGAAUCUGAUAAAGAUCGACUUCUACUUUUUCAAGAGAAAGAGCAGCUCUUACGAGAACUGAGGAGUAUAACUCCGAGGACGAGAUCGAAACAAGAAAUGAGCGACAUCCAAUCAGAAUGCAAGAGAUUAGAACAAGAUUUGAAGAAUGCAUUCGAGAUGUCGAAUAAAUGUAUAGCGGACAGAUUAAGGCUACACGAAGAGAAACAGUUAUUGUUACAGCAGCUUAAAGAUGCAUUGACGUCCAUGACGACUUUGGAAGGACAGUUGAAAACCUUGUCAGCGUCUACGUUGUCCGUAUCUAGUAGUUCGAGUCUAGGGUCCCUUUCUACAGCGAGUAGUAAGGGGUCCUUGAGUUCGGGUAUCAGUUUUACAGACAUUUACGGUGGGCCGCAGAUAGCAAGUACCUUUCAAGCUGACAAACCUAUUGAUAUGGUGGAUCUACAUAGACGAGUGGAAAGAUUACUUCGCGGAGCGAGCUUCCCAGACAGUGCUACGCCGGGCGCAAGUAGUUCACCAUCUCAACCUUCUUUAUCUCCAAGAAGCAGUUUAUCAUCAGCAAGCCCACCACCGCCACCGCCAUCUUAUAAUCAGGUGGAGAGGCAAAGACGUCAGCAAAGAGAGCUCGAAGAGAAACUCGCUGAAAUGAGGAUAGGCGUCGCCACGGGACUUAACGAAGUCACUGGGCUGUCUACAAUUCCUGUGCAACUCCAAGGUCCUGGACGACCCUGUGAGCCUCUAUCCCCCAUUUCGGAAACACCCCCGCCACCGCUCUCACCGAGAACUCCAUCAUCUAGUGGUACAAACACUAGAUCAGUAUCGGCAGCAGUAAGCGACGAGUCGGUGGCUGGCGACUCCGGUGUAUUCGAAGCCGCGCAGGCUGGAGACGCAGCUAAUGCUGUGAACAGUGCACAAAUUGAGAUCAAAUUGCGCUACUGUUCCGACGAGAGUGCGCUCGAAAUCGGCAUCCUGAGAGCUCGGAACCUUCACGCUUUGUAUAUCGAUAUGGAAACAGAAGUGGCAGUCCGCGGCGCACUCGUGAUGGGUGGGGGCGGAGGUAUCGCCUUCAGUACCACCGCUUUAGCUUGGCGGGGUACCACUCUGCUGUGGAGGAAAAACCAGAGAGCAUCUCUGGGACCUAGGGCAUUGAGGGCUGCAACGCUACAGCUGAAUUUAGCUGCUGGAGCUGAAUGCUUGGGUUGCACGCAAGUCAGCUUAGCGGACUUCGACCCGGAUUCCGUGUCCCAGAAAUGGUACAAUGUGUUGAGUUUUAGAAGCAUGAGACGAGACGAGAGCUCCGACGAAUCUACGGUCAUUAGUUCACAGACCUCUACUCUCACGAGGAACAGAGGACCAGAGAGUAUGACAAGUGCGGAAUGUAAUGUGGACUGUGAGAACUCUGCCUCCGAAGACGAGGAGUCAAGGGAACCUUUAAAUCAGAUCGUUGAAGAAGAUUCGUUCGAAGAUUACAUUCCUGAAGAGGACAUAACGUUGGAGGACGAGUACUUACAUCCAGCCACCGCCGAGAAAGAGACAAACACUGAGUGCAAUUUCUGUCCGGAGGGAGCGAGACAACUGCACAGACGCAAAAGUCAACAAGUUAGCUCAAACCCUGAAGAGUCGCUCGCGACUAUAAAACGAUCUCAAACGUUCUCGCCUCAACCUCAAAGCAUCAGCAAAGGCCAGUACAUUUGCAGAUUAAACCGAUCUGAGUCUGACUCGUCCAUGGCGCAGUACGCGCGGAGAGGCACGCUACAACCCCCACCUGUGGGCAUUCCGUUCGAUAGAAGCGUUCGAGAAAGGAGAUCCUUGAGGUGGGGCCGCAGCGGCGCGGCGCGGCGCGGGCCGGCGCGCAGCCGCUCGGCGCGCACGUCGCUCGACCUGUCGCUGGACCUGCGCGCGCAGCACUCGCGCCUCACCGACCUGCGCCACGAGAUCGCGCACCUCACGCACCUCAAGAAGAGAUUAGAAGAAGCUUGCGCUCACGGUGACCCAGCUGUUGCCGCGUGGGUGGCUGAAGACGAAACUCUUCGAAGGCUAAUCUCAGCGCCGUUGGAAUCUGGAGACAGAGUGUCCAGACUGUUUCAUCGUACGUGUAGAGAGAUAUAUCGGCUACGGAAGUCCAGGCAGGGAGGAAGGAAACCGGAUUUGGUGACUUUCAAAGAAAAGAUGGCAUUCUUCACGCGCGCCAAAUCAACCGUACCAGUUCUACCCGACGAGGAAGGUGACUUAUCUGAAGACGAUUGGGAGGAACUCGAAGAGAGACGGACCCCAGACGGAAGAUCGUCCAAAACCUCCUACGAACUACGCAGGGAACCAGCCAGCAGCCAGACCGAUAACCGAGACCAAGUGGCCCAGGUUAUCGAAUGCAAAAACCCGUGUAUACCUGAACCAUUUAACUUGACUAUCCAUGAAGAUAACAAUGAGGAAAAUAACGAAGCCAAGACUGAGGAUGUGAGGUACGACUUUGUCGUUGACAGAGUCCUAGGUGUUCAAGUUUGAGUGGACUAGUUGGACGAUAUAGAAAAUGUAACUAAAUA
Molecule: messenger RNA, 3811 nt
Organism: Vanessa tameamea
Lineage: Eukaryota; Metazoa; Arthropoda; Insecta; Lepidoptera; Nymphalidae
Gene: kibra
Product: kibra
Exons: 20
Coding region: 270-3773 (1167 amino acids)
Biological process (GO): regulation of DNA-templated transcription; cell migration; negative regulation of organ growth
Cellular component (GO): cytoplasm
Molecular function (GO): kinase binding; molecular adaptor activity
Source: RefSeq, a predicted model, not a curated record